AGCUUUACUCAUACAUGCAAGGACUGCCUUGUCUAUAAUAGAGAUGGAGUGGAGAAAGAAUAUAGCCUGUGUUAGGAAGUGGUUGAUGGCUCUACUGUUGCUGAGCUCUCUGUUGCAGGUGUCCACAUACCCAUACAUUGCCUUCGGAGGGACACCACUUCCCAACCACUGGUUUCUGAACAUGAGCCAACUCCAGGACUCAAGCCGAGCCACUCUGGUGUGCCACACCGACCUGGACCGGGUCCAUCGCGGAGACUGGUACUUUCCCAAUGGUUCAGUGGUGCUUAGUUCUAACAGGUCAAACGGCAUCUUUACAUCUCAUGGCAAUCAAACGAUUGAGCUGAAACGCGGGCAAGGUGGUAGUGGCCCUUCUGGCAUGUACCACUGUCCAAUCCCUAGCACAGCAAGAGCGCAGGCUGUCUAUGUGGGAAUCUACUCAAGAGGAGGAGACGUAAGAGUGGAAAAUAUUUACAUGCGUAUGCGCUCGGAUCCUGAUGGACCAAGUCCUCAGUUCACCCUCACCUGUGUCUCCACUGGUGGACCUGCUACCACUGUCACUUGGACCAGAGACUCGGCCACUGUCACCCAAGGAACUGAGUCUGAGUUGACUAGGCCAGAGAGACUACUUUACUUGCACACUCUAACUGGAAGCACAAACGGAGAGUAUACCUGCACUGUGAGCAACAACAAACCAUCCAUUGAUUCAGCUAUCUACAGUAUACCAGGUCCCUCGCCUCCUACAAAUGUGAGGGCAGUCCAGGAGGGUCCCACCAAUGUCACUGUGUCUUGGAGUCCAUAUCGAGAUACACAGAUCCUGUACAGAAUAGAGUGGCAGUGUACAGCGAGUGAAAGUGGGUUCCGGGGGUCUAUUAGGACCUACAGCCAGCGACUGACGGGCUUUCGGAAUGGAGAAACCUGCAACAUAUCCGUUUCAGCAACUUUAGAAGAGCAAUUCCCCAGCGACGGUGUGAGACUGUCUGUCAGUUUGGUACCAGGUGCACCAAGACGCCUUAGCGUAGGUCGUACGUACACGAAUGCCAUAGGCCUUCUCUGGAGGGCACCCCAUGGCUCAGUGGUGACUGGUUAUGAGGUGAAGUGGAAGACAAACACUUCGAAAAAAUGUCCUUAUCUGGCAGACAAGGGAACGUUAACCGUCACUGAUCCGUAUGUCACUAACUAUGAAGAAAUAGUAGGACUGGCAGGAGGCACUACAUACAUUGUAACGGUGAAAGCCUUCAAUGAUGCUGGGAGCUCAGUUGGUACUACAAUAAAUGCAACGACUGAAGAAGCAGCUCCAUCUGCUGCCCCACCGUCUGUGAGGAUAUCCGGCACCAGUUUCACUACUAUCACAGUCCAGUGGGGGGUGGUGGAGUGUAACCACACCAACGGAGAGAUAACAGGUUACUCUGUCAGGUACGGGGAAGUGGGUGAUAGUGAAAGGUCUGUGGAGAGGGUUGGGGCUGGAGAGAGGGAACUAACUCUCUCUCGACUAUCUCCUGCUGUGUAUACCAUUGAAGUGGCAGCAGUCAACAAUGCUGGAAUCGGAGUCUACAGCACUUCGCUGAGAGCAAAGACAGAGGCACUGAGAAUAGUUGUUAACUCUUCGUCCACUACGCAUUUGGUCAUCUCAUGGCUACUCAACGAGGGUCUAAAUGCCAGUAGCUACAACAUAUCCUACUCCAACACCCACUGUUCCACUUCCUACUAUGAAUACACCACAAGACAGAUGGUCAUCAACCUGACUGGGUUAGAGGAAGGCACAGAGUAUUCUAUCACUGUGACUGCCACGCUCAGUGGCCAUGACUUGCCAGAAGAACAGAACAUCACAGCCUCUACGAUGCCUGCCGCUCCCACUGCUGCUCCCAUGUCUGUCAGACCUUCGCGAGUGACUUUCUCUGAUAUAACUCUCACGUGGGACACGAUACCCUGCCUUGAAGAGAACGGAAUCAUCACCGGUUACUCUGUCAGAUACAUGGACAUUGAGAGCACACACAAUGUUAAUGUUUCUAUGGGAAACAUAACUGAGGCCACCAUUUCUGGACUGUCUCCAUCUACUGUCUACUCCGUUCAAGUUGCUGGGAUAAACACUGCUGGUACUGGGGAGUACAGUGACCCACUGAUUCUGACAACUCGAAAUAGCAUGUACCUAAGUCUAGAAGAUGAUUUCGUCCCCAACCGUGGCUACUUGUCUGUUGAAGACAUUGGCUCCUCGGACAGCACGGCUCUCCUCUGCCACAUAAACAGACAGCCUUCCUAUUACCCCCACUCCGGGGGAGAUUGGUUCACACCAAACGACGUUAGAAUCAAUGGAGACAACACUCCGGGAUUCACUAGAAACAGGGGCCCAAUGGUGGUGAGACUCAGGGCCAGCGCUGGACCAGCCGAUGAAGGAAUCUACUGCUGUUUCGCAACAGACAGAGAUUCAGUGAUGCGGCGAAUGUGUGUCGGGAUAUACAAAAACAGCGGAGCUGUUUUCAUAUCUGAGAACAUUUCACUGGCUGUGGUCUCUGAUCUCAAUGGACCAAGUCCUCAGUUCACCCUCACCUGUAUCUCCACUGGUGGACCUGCUACCACUGUCACUUGGACCAGAGACUCCACCACUGUCACCCAAGGAAAUCAGACUGUGUUGAAUGAUCCAGUGACUGCACAGUACACCCACACUCUGACAGUCUCUGGGAGACCUGAAGGACUCUACACAUGCACCGUCUCCAACAGCAAACCAUCACAGGAUUCGGCACAACUGAAUGUGAAUGCCUCUAAUCCAUUUGAAGAGUUUUCUCUCGUCAACUCUUCGGCCACCUCUCUCUCCUUCUCCUGGACUCUGACCCCCGUUGCCUCACUACUGAUCACUGGAUACAACAUCACCUGUACCCCACUGAUGGAGGGGAUUCCCCUUCCAGAGCCUCUCGUUGGAGAGCAGAGAGACACCUCUGCCACUGUGACUGAACUCCACCCUGGCAUCAGCUACACAUGUGUUGCUGUCACCUUUACUCUUUGGGGGACAUCACUACCGCAUAACAUCACCUACAGCACUUUUGAGAUCGCUCCCUCAGGUUCUCCAGAGGCAUUUGAGGCAGUCGUGGGCCAGAGACAAGUUGUCUUUACCUGGUCUCCCCCACCUGUGACCCAGCAUAAUGGAGUAAUCACCAGCUACACCCUCUCCUGCUCCCCCUCCCCCUCCUCCCUCCCCCAGUCUCCCUCCUCCCAGUCUGGGAGCCUCACUGCCACUGGCUUCUCUCCCAACACUCUCCACUCAUGUUCUCUGGCUGCCAGCAACAAUCAAGGCACUGGGCCACCAGCAAUAAAGAAUUUCACCACACUGGAAGAUUAUUCCUAUUUUCAGUUGCACCUUCGUGGUGUUGCAUCUUGCCCAGAAUAUACGCUAUCUUUAACUAAUGAAAAACUGGACGAUAUAACUGGCGCAGUGCUGGCUGAAUUGAGAGACUCCUGUCAUAAUUGUGCAAUCACUAGCAGUACAAUAGACGAGGAGUACUUUGCCUGCGACUCAGAGUCCCCCACGUAUGUGACAUAUCGAGCCAGACUGGAGGGAACUUCAGAGACAGACAGUGGCUCCCUCAUACCUCUGAUAGAAAAGUGGCUCAGCAGCAAAUCGAGCAUCGUAGUGGCUCGAGUUGAAAUAAGCAUUGAUCUUGAAUGCCCCGUAGCUGUCUUAUCUCCCAAUGACACCGAGGGAUGCAAAUCACCUACAGUGUCUGCAACAACCUCUCAGAGUGUUUUAGAUGAUUCCGGAGCUGUAAUUGGAGGGGCAGUGGCCAUUAUCCUCAUCAUUGCCCUCACUAUUGUUGCGGUCUCUAUCGCCAGGCUGAGAAUAGCAGCACACCGCCGCAGAGAGCCUUCAAACGCUGUCUGGAGAGCAGAACAGACUGAUUUACCGGAAGCGAAGGACAUCUCAACCUACGGUAAUGCGGCCUAUGAGUUGGUAAAGUUCAGAACAGGGAGAAGAGAGGAUGGAGGAGGAGAAGACACAGGUGGGAGCAGUGGCGAUGACGGCCACUAUGCCACAAUCUGCCAGAGCCCUUAUGACCACCCCAAUCCCAGCCCACCGGCCACACCCCAGGAGUACGAAAAUCCCGUUAAUGACUCUGGAACCGGGGGCAACGCUCCAGAUGAUUCCACUGCUAACAACCCUCAGACUGCUCCGGGGCCUGGAUAUGUUAAUGUGAGCGGAGAAGCUCAAGCUUCAGCAGUGGAAGAGGUCGUUUAUGCUCAAGCGAAUGACCAGCAAUAAUAAUUAUAUACUUUUUCACC
Messenger RNA from Geodia barretti, 4269 nucleotides. NCBI's taxonomy places the organism in Eukaryota, Metazoa, Porifera, Demospongiae, Tetractinellida, Geodiidae. The record is from the annotation of a GenBank genome assembly.